This is a messenger RNA of Pyricularia pennisetigena, 1569 nucleotides long. RefSeq lists its product as uncharacterized. The record is from RefSeq and is a predicted model, not a curated record. Gene Ontology annotation, biological process: carbohydrate transport; transmembrane transport. Gene Ontology annotation, molecular function: carbohydrate:proton symporter activity. The transcript is spliced from 7 exons. The coding region runs from base 1 to 1569 and encodes 522 amino acids. Lineage: Eukaryota; Fungi; Ascomycota; Sordariomycetes; Magnaporthales; Pyriculariaceae. Gene Ontology annotation, cellular component: membrane.
AUGAGUGAUGGAAAAUCAACCAACGUGGCCGUCGACGAUCCUGCCGUCGAGUUUGGCGUCGCCGGCCAUGGACAGGGCCUGGAAGUCCCCGAGGUUACCUGGUACAAAGAACCAGGUCUCAGGCGUCUGUACGCUCUGAUGCCCAUUCUCAUGCUGGGUUCGACGAUCAACGGCUAUGACGGAUCGCUCUUGAAUGGACUGCAGACCAUGGAACCGUGGAGGACCUAUUUCGGGAACCCGAGCGGAUCCACCCUUGGACUAUACACGGCCGUUAUGAACAUUGGAGGAGUGACGGCUUUGUUGUUUGCUGCUGUCAUUGCCGAUACCCUUGGAAGGCGUUGGGGAGUCUCCAUCGGGCUAGUAGCUGUCCUCGUCGGUACAGUCAUGCAGGCUGUUCCGGGCGUCAACGAAGGCCUUUUUAUCGGCGGCCGCUUCCUGGUGGGCUUGGGCUCAAACGUUUCCCAGGGCUCUGCGCCGCUUCUGAUCGUUGAACUGGCCCACCCGCAGCACCGCGGAAAGUUGACGACCAUGUACAACACGCUGUGGUACGUGGGAUCCAUCGUUGCGGCGUGGACUGUUUUCGGCACCAUCAACUACACCUCGGACCUCGCGUGGAGGAUCCCGGUUGCCGUGCAGGCCGCCAUGCCAGUGGUUCAGCUGAUCGGCAUCUGGUUCGUUCCGGAGAGCCCCAGGUGGCUGUGUAGCAAAGAUAGGCCAGACGAGGCAUUCCAGACGUUGGUCAAGUACCACGCAAAUGGAAAUGCCAGCGACACCUUUGUCCAGGCCGAGUUUCACGAGAUCCAACACACCAUCCGGCUGGAGAAGGAGACCGCCAGCGGGUGGGCCACCCUUUUGGCAACCCCAGGAAACCGCAAGCGCAUGUUGCUGGUCGCUCUGGUGGCCUUUUUCUCGCAGUGCAGCGGCAACGGCCUGGUCAGCUACUACCUGCAUUCGAUCCUCCUCAGCGUCGGCAUCACAAAGUCCUACGACCAGAGCUUGAUCAACGGGGGUUUGCAGAUCUGGUCUUUCCUCGUUGCUAUCGGUUUCUCGGUAUUCCUGGUCGACAGGCUUGGCCGCAAGACGCUGUUCAUGAUCGCGGGUGUUGGCAUGCUGGUUACAUUUAGUGUUUGGACAGGGUGCUCGGCCUACUAUGCAAACUCGGGAAGCAAAGAGGCCGGCAGCGCCGUCAUCGCCAUGAUUUUCCUCUUCUACGGCGUCGCCGGCUUCGCGUGGCCCGGCUUGACGGUAUCGUACAUUGCCGAGAUCUUACCCUACAACAUCCGCGCCAAAGGCAUGUCCGUCGGCUUUGCCAUCUCGGCCAUCUCGAGCGUCUUCAACCAGUACGUCAACCCCAUCGGGCUCGAGGCGCUGCAGUGGAGGUACUACUUCUUCUACAUUGCCAUUCUCGUGUGCGAGGUCCUUGCCAUUUGGUUCAUCUUUGUCGAGACCAAGGGCCCCACCCUCGAGGAGAUUGCCGAGCUGUUUGACGGCGCCGACGCAAAGGUGGCCAAGGGCGGCUCGACGCAGACGAAACUGGAGCAGGCCAAGGUCGACCACAUCGAGGGAUAA